CUUCCCAGGAGCUCCGAGAGGCGGGGAAGUGGCGGCGGGACGCGAUUCCCCGCGCGGAGCCGGGCCGGGGCCGCGGGAGGACCGGCAGCUGGGGGCGCGGCGACAAGAGACCCCCCCCAACCCCCCGGGGAGGAGUGGGUCCCGGCUGCCUGCUUAGUGGAGGAGGUGAGGUGGCCGUCGGAGGGCUCCCAGGGAAGCGGGGCCGACGCGGGCGCUCGAGGGUCCGGGGCAGCGUGCGGGCGGACGGACGGGAGAUGCCGCUGCUACACCGAAAGCCGUUUGUGAGACAGAAGCCGCCUGUGGACCUGCGGCCGGACGAGGAAGUUUUCUACUGUAAAGUCACCAACGAGAUCUUCCGCCACUACGAUGACUUUUUUGAGCGAACCAUUCUGUGCAACAGCCUUGUGUGGAGUUGUGCUGUGACGGGUAGACCUGGACUGACAUAUCAGGAAGCACUUGAGUCAGAAAGAAAAGCAAGACAGAAUCUUCAAAGUUUUCCAGAACCACUAAUUAUUCCAGUUUUAUACUUGACCAACCUUACCCAUCGUUCACGCUUACAUGAAAUUUGUGAUGAUAUCUUUGCAUAUAUCAAGGAUCGGUAUUUUGUUGAAGAAACUGUGGAAGUCAUUAGGAACAAUGGUACAAGGUUACAGUGUAGGAUUUUGGAAGUCCUUCCCCCAUCACAUCAAAAUGGUUUUGCUAAUGGACAUGUUAGUAGCAUAGAUGGGGAAACUAUGAUCAUCAGUGAUAGUGAUGAUUCAGAAGCACAAAGCAAUUGUUUUCAAAAUGGGAAGAAAAAAGAUGCAACUGAUCCCUUAUUAUUCAAAUAUAAGGUGCAACCCACUAAAAAGGAAGUAUAUGACUCUGCUAUUGUCAAGGCAACACAAGUCAGCAGGAGAAAACACCUAUUUUCUCGUGAUAAACUAAAGCUUUUUCUGAAGCAACACUGUGAACCACAGGAUGGAGUGAUUAAAAUUAAGGCAUCAUCUCUUUCAACAUAUAAAAUAGCAGAACAAGAUUUUUCCUAUUUCUUCCCUGAUGAUCCACCUACAUUUAUCUUCAGUCCUGGUAACAGAAGAAGAGGGAGACCUCCCAAACGAAUAUCUGUUAGUCAGGAAGACAGCACUGCUGAUAAACAAACUAUUGUAGGAUGUAGGAACAAAGCAACUAAAGAAAGAGAGAGACUUUUGAAACAGGAAGAAAUGAAGGCACUAGCUUUUGAAAAGGCUAAAUUGAAAAAAGAAAAAGCAGAUGCCCUAGAAGCAAAGAAAAAAGAAAAGGAAGACAAAGAGAAAAAGAGGGAAGAAUUGAAGAAAAUCAUUGAAGAAGAGAGACUAAAGAAAAAAGAAGAAAAAGAGAGACUUAAAAUAGAAAGAGAAAAGGAAAGAGAGAAAUUACGUGAAGAAAAGAGAAAAUAUAUGGAAUACUUAAAACAGUGGAGUAAACCCAGAGAAGAUAUGGAAUGUGAUGACCUUAAGGAACUUCCAGAACCAACUCCAGUGAAAACUAGACUACCUCCUGAAAUCUUUGGUGACGCUCUGAUGGUUUUGGAGUUCCUUAAUGCAUUUGGGGAACUUUUUGAUCUUCAAGAUGAAUUUCCUGAGGGAGUAACCCUAGAAGUAUUAGAGGAAGCUCUUGUAGGAAAUGACAGUGAAGGCCCACUAUGUGAAUUGCUUUUUUUCUUCCUGACUGCAAUCUUCCAGGCGAUAGCUGAAGAAGAAGAGGAAGUAGCCAAAGAGCAAAUAACUGAUGCUGACACCAAAGAUUUAACAGAGGCUUUGGAUGAAGAUGCAGACCCCACAAAAUCUGCACUGUCUGCAGUUGCAUCUUUGGCAGCUGCAUGGCCACAGUUACACCAGGGCUGCAGUUUGAAAAGCUUGGACCUUGAUAGCUGCACUCUUUCUGAAAUCCUCAGACUACACAUCUUAGCUUCAGGUGCUGAUGUAACAUCAGCAAAUGCAAAGUACAGAUACCAGAAACGAGGAGGAUUUGAUGCUACAGAUGAUGCCUGUAUGGAGCUUCGUUUAAGCAAUCCCAGUCUAGUGAAGAAACUGUCAAGCACUUCGGUGUAUGAUUUGACACCAGGAGAAAAAAUGAAGAUACUUCAUGCUCUCUGUGGAAAGCUACUGACCCUAGUUUCUACUAGGGAUUUUAUUGAGGAUUAUGUUGAUAUAUUACGACAGGCAAAGCAGGAAUUCCGAGAGUUAAAAGCAGAACAACAUCGAAAAGAGAGAGAAGAAGCAGCUGCAAGAAUACGUAGAAGGAAGGAAGAAAAACUUAAGGAGCAAGAACAGAAAAUGAAAGAGAAACAAGAAAAACUAAAGGACGAUGAGCAAAGAAAUUCAUCUGCAGAUACAUCUAUAGGGGAGGAAGAAAGGGAAGAUUUUGAUACUAGCACUGAGAGCAAAGAAAUAGAACAAAAGGAACUUGACCAAGAUAUGGUCACUGAAGAUGAAGAUGACCUAGGAUCACAUAAAAAAAGCAGAAGGGGGAAAAGGGGACAAAAUGGAUUUAAAGAAUUUACAAAGCAAGAAGAGAUCAACUGUGUAAUGGGAGAGUCUCUUACUGCUGAAGAAGAAGAAGCCUUAAAGCAGGAAUACCAACGAAAAGAGAAAGAGCUCUUAGAAAAAAUCCAAAGUGCCAUAGCAUGUACCAAUAUCUUUCCCUUGGGGCGGGACCGCAUGUAUAGGCGAUACUGGAUUUUCCCUUCUGUUCCUGGUUUGUUUAUUGAAGAGGAUUACUCUGGUCUCACUGAAGACAUGCUUUUGCCCAGACCUUCAUCAUUUCAGAAUAAUGUACAGUCUCAAAUUCCUCAGGUAUCUACAAAAACUGAAGAGUCUUUGAUGUCUGAAUCUACCUCUAACAUUGACCAAGGUCCAUGUGAUGAUUCUGCCCAGCUGCCAAAACCAGUGCAUAAGCCAAAUCGGUGGUGCUUUUAUAGUUCUUGUGAACAGCUAGACCAGCUUAUUGAAGCUCUGAACUCUAGAGGAUAUAGAGAAAGUGCCUUAAAAGAAACCUUGAUGCAAGAGAAAAGCAGAAUAUGUGCACAGCUAGCCCACUUUUCUGAAGAGAAAUUUCAUUUUUCAGAAAAACCUCAAAUGGAUAAUAAACCUCCAUGCACUCGGGGAAGGUCUUCCUGUACACAUGAUCCAUCUCAGAUGUCUGCAGAAAGGCAACUGGAACUGAGACUCAGAGACUUUCUUUUGGAUAUUGAAGACAGAAUCUAUCAAGGAACAUUAGGAGCAGUCAAG
Molecule: messenger RNA, 3251 nt
Organism: Castor canadensis (American beaver)
Lineage: Eukaryota; Metazoa; Chordata; Mammalia; Rodentia; Castoridae
Source: RefSeq, a predicted model, not a curated record